AUGCUGACAGCUAUGUCAUUUGGCGGUCGGGCCGGCAAAGAUGCGCCUUACACACCUCGGGGUUGCGAUAUGCAGUGGUUUAGCUCGUGGGAAGCGUGCGAUAUCCUGGGUCGGUAUUCUCAAGUUAUUCUCGUAGGAGAUUCUAUGCUGAGACACAUUAUUGGGGCCUUGAAUAUCGUAAUUCGAGAGGAUAUAGGAUAUGGCGGGGUUACAAAUUGGAACUUUGAUGAGGAAGAAAAACGCAAGUGCUUCUGUAACGGGCAAUUCGACGUCCGCGACUGCUCAGUCCAGGGUAUUUUCAGCACCACGGAUGUCAUAGAGCACGACCCUAUAAGCCUCACGUGCACAAGAUGGAUGCCCGAGUGGGACACAGAUUUACGGAUUGAGCAAAUUGUGCGAUAUCCCAUCCCAGAGGAAGAACAUCGACGGUUAGAAAAGGCGAUUGAUCCCAACCCCUUACAGCGAAAGGCCUUCGUUCUUGGUCAUGGGCUCUGGAAUAAUCUAGAGAUAGACCAAGCCUUGAACUGGCUGAAUCUGGUAUUGGACACGAUCGAAUCGAAGACGAGAACUAGCACGCGACAGCGGGGUCCAAACUCUAAAGGAAAUGUACCGGUUCUUCUGGUUACGCCAAACGCGGCUGGAGACAAGAAGCCGGAUGAGUGGAUUGUCAGCCAGGGCAAUAAGGCCCUCGUGAAGUUCGAGCACGAGAUGGCAGCUCAGGCGGCCGAAAGGGGAAUUGACCACCUCGGGACGUGGAACAUGAGCAUUCAAGCAACCCUAUACGACGGUGUGCAUAUGGAUAUGCGAGGAAACCUACUGAAGGCUCAGAUGGUGCUGAACUGGCUGAAUCUAUUGGACAGGUGA
Daldinia childiae is the source of this 864-nucleotide messenger RNA. RefSeq lists its product as uncharacterized. The transcript is spliced from 3 exons. The record is from RefSeq and is a predicted model, not a curated record. NCBI's taxonomy places the organism in Eukaryota, Fungi, Ascomycota, Sordariomycetes, Xylariales, Hypoxylaceae. The coding region runs from base 1 to 864 and encodes 287 amino acids.